Molecule: messenger RNA, 4380 nt
Organism: Frankliniella occidentalis (western flower thrips)
Lineage: Eukaryota; Metazoa; Arthropoda; Insecta; Thysanoptera; Thripidae
Gene: PIG-O
Product: GPI ethanolamine phosphate transferase 3
Exons: 8
Coding region: 28-3342 (1104 amino acids)
Biological process (GO): GPI anchor biosynthetic process
Cellular component (GO): endoplasmic reticulum membrane
Molecular function (GO): mannose-ethanolamine phosphotransferase activity
Source: RefSeq, a predicted model, not a curated record
GACUUGAUGUAGAGUCCCUUCAACGACAUGUCGAAGUUUUGGAGAUACUUUCUAUUCCUAGCAUGGAUGUCAUAUUUGCUUGUUUGUGGUGUGCUUCUGUUCUCCCGAGGAUUCCUGCUUCGGCGACAAGUCCAACCAGAAAAGUCAAGGUGUAUCGGCAAUGUUUAUUGUUCUAACUUUUCACCUGAAUCAAGUUCUCAUGGCAUCGAGGCAGAUUGCCCCUCUGGACCAAACCCUUUGCAACAUUUGGUGGGACAAGAAGACCUCUGCUCUCAAGGAAGGGCCAAAGUUGUUCUGGUUGUAAUAGAUGCAUUGAAGUAUGAAUUCGCCUAUUACCAGAAUACGCAAGAGCCCAGAGCUUUUGAGAAUAGACUCACCAUUCUGAGAGACCUAAUAGUAAAGCAGCCUGAUAAUACGAGGUUGUAUAAGUUUAUUGCUGAUCCUCCAACUACCACUAUGCAACGCCUCAAGGGACUGACAACUGGUAGCUUGCCCACAUUUAUUGAUUUGGGGUCAAAUUUCGCUUCUACAGAGAUAAAUGAAGAUAACGUAAUUGAUCAGUUACGCAGUAAAGGGAAGAAAGCAGUUUUUAUGGGGGAUGAUACGUGGAUUGGGCUGUAUCCCCAUAGAUUUGAGCGUCAGUACCCUUUCCCUUCAUUUAAUGUGUGGGACUUGGACACUGUUGAUACCGGAAUCAAGAAACAUUUACAACCUGAAUUAAAGAAGAAUGAUUGGGACCUAUUGAUUGCUCAUUUUCUUGGUGUUGAUCAUUGUGGCCAUCGCUAUGGACCGUUUCAUCCAGAAAUGUCCCGCAAGCUUGAUGAAAUGAACACAGUUAUCAGUGACAUUGUGAAAAAUAUGGAUAAUGACACAGUUUUGGUUGUUCUUGGUGAUCAUGGCAUGACCAAUACAGGUGAUCAUGGUGGUGAAAGUGAGGCAGAGGUCACUGCUGCAUUGUUUGUUUAUUCUCCCUUAGGCCUUUUGCCACAAAGUUGGUCUCCCAAGGGAGGCACAGUACGUCAGGUUGAUUUAGUCCCAACCCUUGCUAUGACCCUUGGUAUUCCCAUUCCAUUUUCAAAUUUAGGGUCAGUAAUAGUUGAUUCAUUGCCAAAAACAGUGGCGCUCAAGCAUUCAGGAAGUUCUUUGCAGAGUUGGCAGUUUGCAUUACUAAGUUUGUGGUCUAAUGUAAAGCAAGCUAUGACUUAUAUUGAAACAUAUUCUAGCCGCAAUAAUGAGUUUACUUCUGAUAAGCUUCAUUCCUUAAGGAAAAUGUUUAGUAGUUUUAGCGAAAAAGUAAAGAACGUUGUGAAUCAGGAAGAGUUUAUGGCCAUUGCAGAGGAAGGUACUGAGUUCCUCACUUCAUUACGGGUCCUGUGUGAGAAAGUCUGGGUCCAAUUUGAUACUUAUAGCAUGACAUGGGGCCUAAUUUUUACAUUUGUUGUCAUAAUGGCUAUUUUCUUAGUCAUUGAAGCUCUGCAAGGUGAUGAAAUAUCAUUUUCAGUUUCUGGGUCUUGUCUUGCAUUUGCUUAUUUUGGCCUUGUUUUAUGUGCAUCAGUUAGCUUUGUGUUGGGGCAUUUAGACAUUAUUCAGAAUAGUGAGUUGGUCUUUUUUAUCUCUACAUUUGGCUCCUCAUUUAUAUUUUUAGCAAUAGUUUUAGCUGCAAAUGCUGGUGCAAUCCUUUCUAAAUGGGGAAGUAUUCCCAAAAGUAAACCUUGGCUUGAAACAUUUUGGCGAACUGUUUGUGUGUUAUCUCUAUGGGCUAUGGCAUCUAACAGCUAUGUCAUGACAGAAGGAAAAAUUCUAUCUUUCUUUCUAUUAUCACUGAUUGCAACAAUGGUUUACUGCUAUAAUGUUCCAUUGGAUGAAUUAUCAGGAGUUGUGAAAAAUAAGAUAGGCAAGUCUCGAUUGGCUUGGCUUAGAUCCCAGAUCCAUCCUAUGCGUCUUAGAAUCUUAGUUGUUGCAUUAGUUCUUGCUGUUUUGGUAAGAGCCACCCAUCAGUUUUGGAAGUGCAGAGAUGAAGAAGCUGCUUGUAACAAUCAAGCAUCAAACCAACCAUCAGAACCAAAAAGGAAAGAUCUUGGUGCUGACCCCAAUUGCCUGAUCAUGCUCAUUUGUAUGGCUCUGUGGGUCACUUUUACCCGAAUGUGGCUCAGAAGUUGUGGGAAUUUGACAGGAUACUCUAUCACUGUUCUUUUUGCCCGCUACACACCAACGGUUAUGGCAGUUUGCUCUGGUGGCUUUUGGGUUCUGCAAGAACUUCCAGGAGAUACCCGCAGCCGCUUGUUCAAACCUUGGCAGCUUCAGAUUUUACCAUGGACUGUUUACACUCUGUCUGGAAUUUCACUUGCAAGUCUUAUUUUGCGCCCACUCUGUGUCUUUGUGGUCAAAUCUCGGAAUCAAUCCACAACAUUUUCUGUCACACGCACUGAAAACCCUAUUCCUCAGUUAUAUAAUCAGAUGAAGCAGAUGAUUAGUGGGAAAAAGGAAAACUUGAACCAAACUGAAACAUCUGAUGGCACGGAGAAUAGCAGUCCUGUGGUUUAUGGACUUGCCACUGUCUACAGUGCUUCAUUUACUGUACUGGCUGUAAUAUUGGUGCCAGUUAUGGGUCUCCUUCUAGGAGCCCGCUGGUCGCCCGCUCUUGUUCUCUGUGCCUGUGCUGCAACAUGUCUGCUUCUUUUCAUAUCCAUGUUACGAUUUGAAAAUAUUAUUGUCUCAGUUCAACUUCUUUCUACAUCGUGGCCUGCUGUUGUGUGCUGGUCCCUUCUGGCUCAGUAUGCCUUUUACGGCACUGGGCAUCAGGCAACAUUUCCUAGUAUUCAAUGGGAUGCUGCCAUGGUAGGCACAAGUGGGAAUAUUGCAAGCAGCAGGUUUGUGCCUGGAUUACUGAUUAUUGUUAAUACAUUCUGCUCCCAUAUUUUGAUGGGACUCCUUUUACCAUUGCUCUUGAUUGCACCUCUUACUCUGAGAGUAAUUCGCCCACAGUGGGUUUAUGUGGCAGUGGGUGAUCAAGACUUAUCUCAGGGUGAACUGAUGUUGUAUCAAAGAGAAGAUUUGGUAUAUCGUUCUCUUACUACUCUUACUGCAAGAUAUAUAUUCCUUCAAGCAGUUCGUAGCUUUGCAGCCAUGUUUUGUGCAACAAUCCAUGCCCGUCACCUAAUGGUUUGGGCAAUAUUUGCCCCCAAAUUUAUUUUUGAAGCAGUAUCUCUCUUUGUAACUCUUCCCUGUGUUCUGUUUUCCUUUGUUUUUGUUGGGAGGAUUACAGCUAGUGUUGAGUCUCUUGUUAACUCUCUUGAUCCAAGUAAUGCAAAACCAAGUAAAUCUUCUGAUAAGAAAAGAUAAUGUUUACUUGAGAUUAGUGGGUAUUAAAUAUGUCCCUUAGUCCAACGUUAAAUCCUCUGUGGUCUGAAUUCAACUUGUUUUCUAUCUAGUAUUUUGAAUGUUGUGAAAAAUGUGGCCUACUUACUAGUCAUAAGGACAAAAAGUUGAAGAAGCUACAGGUUGUGCAUUUAUAUGCAGUAGGUUUUUUAAAAGUUCUUUUUUGUUGAGUUUUUGCGUAGUGUCCAUUUUUGUUUGAUGCAUGAUAUAUUAGCUACUAAGGCAUCAUUAUAUUUUUCUUAUUUUCCAAAGGAAUGAAUUUUAUUUAGUUGUAUCUGUGUUGUGUUCAUUGUCAUAUUGUGUUCAGUAUUAGGGAGGCAUGUUGAGUCUUUCAUUGUUUACAAUAAGUGGACUGAGAUGAAGCUAUCUGUGUUCUAGUCAACCAUAUGUGCAUUUCUUUCUGAUUUCCAAGGGCACAAUUAAGAAAGUCAACUGACUGAUGUUUUGUCUUCAAAAUCAUAUUGUAUUUCUUUCUGUUAGCACAAUAGCUUUGAACAAUUUUUGUUUAUGGAGAGGAUGAAGCUCAUUACAGUAUUUAGAAGCAAUACAUAUUAAACAAAAUUGAAUUUGUAACAAUGGUGUAACUACUCUUUCUGUCUAUCCAUUUUGUGUUUUGAUUUUGUUUCUGUUAUAUUACAAUUAAAUGUACUGAUAAUUGAAAGGUAAAUUAACGUUUUGCAGCACAGACAUUCUAUCAAAUGUUGUUUGUCUUUUUCUCACUGAGAGUGAUGUCACUUGCUUUACCUCUCAAUAUUUGACUGAAAAAUGUUACCUCAAGGAAACUCUGCCAAUAUUUCUGUGGGAUGUAAGCUGUAGAGUUGCGCUGCAAAGGAUUUAGGGACAUUCCUGCAUGAAAGGCAUUGUUUGUUUAAAUUUCAACAAACCUAAGAUGCAGGAUUGCCUCUUUUACCUUUCCUCCAGGAUACGAAUUGAGAAGCCACGCAGUUUACUGCUGAUAAAAGUUGAAAAGAAAAAAACGUAUUAAAGGUUUUUAAAAGAAAA